Molecule: messenger RNA, 1422 nt
Organism: Ruditapes philippinarum (Manila clam)
Lineage: Eukaryota; Metazoa; Mollusca; Bivalvia; Venerida; Veneridae
Product: golgin subfamily A member 6-like protein 22
Exons: 3
Coding region: 1-1422 (473 amino acids)
Source: RefSeq, a predicted model, not a curated record
AUGGAAGGAGCUAUGUUUAAAAGAGAAAGCAGAAAGUUAAGAAGAGAUGCUAUAAGAGACCAACUACAAACAAGAAAUGAACAAGAGAUUAGAAUGCCUUCAAAUAACUAUAGAGCAAAUACGAACCAGCACGAAGCAGAAGAUAGUGACAGAGAUAGACAAGGCAGUUAUACUAGAAUAUUAAAGUCAAAUGGCACAAUUAAUCAAGCAUACAGAAGAGCCGAUGACAGUUCAGAACAAAAUAGCAAUAUGUAUCGAGAACGCCAGAUUAUGAGAACAGAGAAAUACUACAGGACAGGGCAAACGUUCGUCAAGAAAUACUGGACACAUAGUCCUUCGGUUGAAGAGUACAAAGACAGUGAUAAACAUAGAAUGCAAAGUAGUACUAGAAACGAAAACACAAACGUUAAGAUAGUUCCAGAAAAGACAGGGAUAUCGAACAGAUUUAUUUACAUGGAUGAGAUAUCAGAUAUAGACAAAGGUAAUGAUAAAGGUGAUUAUAGUCCAACAUAUAAACAGAAUGCAAGCCACUAUGCUACCACUGCUGAAAACAGAUGUUAUCCACUUGACAGAGGGAAUUUGAAAGACUCUGACAAAAUAAAUAGACAACAACAAUGUUAUUAUCAAGACGAUUUUGGACAAAUUGGUGGUGCCGAUAAAAGAGAACGGAGGAAUUGCGAAGAUGUUAUCCCAGAUUCAACAGAUAUGCUUGAACACGUACAUGGUUAUACAGGAAAUUACGGGGAUAUCAAACUUGAGGAUUAUAGAGGGAAUAGAAAUGACACCGUUAAACCAAAGAUUGAACGUCGAUGUACCGACGCAACAUAUAAUAUUGUUCCAGAAGAAUAUAGAGAGUAUCACCCUAGAGGACAGCAAUGGAUGGAAGAAGAAAGAGUGAGAUCUGAGACAGAAAGAAAUCAAAAAAUAUUACAAAAAUUAUACGAACAAAACAGACAGAUAGAAUACGAGAGAGAAAUAAAGGAACAGGAAGAAAGACAAUUAGUAGAAAGAAUUCGUAGACUGCAAAUAGCGAAGGACGAAUUAAGGCAGAAGAGAACGGAACGAGAAAGGCUUGAAAAAGAAAUUCAGAAAAAGAUGGAACUCGAAAGUCUGAGAACACAAAGGAUUGUGAUAUUAAAACGUCAAGAAGAAAGAUUAUCAGACCAAGUUGGAGAAGAGAUAAGGAGAAAAGAAUCCAUUCAUGAUGACACAGAGAAGGAAAGCACACAAUUCACAAAGGUAGAACAUAACUGUAAUCGAAGUGGAUUUGGAAAACCAAAAAUUCCUCAGUUUGAUGGAAAUGAUUUCAAAGUUUGGAAGAUAGAGGUGGAAUGUAUCAUUAAGAGUGGAAUCUACCCAGAGUAUUUGAUAGCGCAGACAAUAAGAAAUUCUUUGAAGGGUCAUACAAGAAAGGUCUUUUGA